ACUUUAACCGCCAACCACCCUUUUCUUCUACGUUUCGGCGGAUUAACAAACCAAUUGAGUUGGUUUGUAAACAAACAUGGAAGGAAAAUAAUUAAACAUGCAUUCAUAAUAACGCGGAAACGCGUCAAUUAGCAUAUACCAUGAGUUGGCAAUGGCAAUGCGAGACAGCCAUGCGGCCCGCUUCCUCCUUUUUCUUUUUCUUUUUCUUUCCAAUUUUCUCAAAGCUGCUGUCUCUGUUGCCUAAUCAUUUUUUAUAUAUACAUACGCCUCCUCCUAUUUACCCAAAGAUUCACUCUCAUUCUUUUAUUCUUUCUAUUUUAAUCUCUUUAACCAGAUUGUUAAGUAGGUGAAAUGGGGGGAGCAGUUUUGCUGUGUUUGGUUGCUGUUUUCUCGUUUUGGAGUUUCUCUUUUGUGAGAGGAGAGGAUGCUUACAAGUAUUACACUUGGACUGUCACUUAUGGAGCUGCUUCUCCACUUGGCCCUUCUCAACAGGUGAUCUUGAUAAACGGUCAGUUUCCUGGCCCUACGCUUGAGACUGUGACCAAUGACAACAUUAUCCUCAACGUUAUCAAUAAGUUGGACCAGCCUUUCCUCUUGACAUGGAAUGGGAUUAAACAGAGGAAGAACUCUUGGCAAGAUGGAGUGGUGGGAACCAACUGCCCCAUCCCUCCCAACACCAAUUUCACAUAUAAGUUCCAAACUAAAGAUCAAAUUGGUAGCUACACAUACUUCCCAUCCACUCUGAUGCACAGAGCUGCUGGGGGUUUUGGAGCCCUUAAUGUGUAUGCUAGAUCAGUGAUUCCAGUUCCGUACGCGAAGCCUGCCGCGGAUUAUAGCCUUCUCAUUGGUGAUUGGUACAAGACCAGUCACAGGGUAUUGCAGCAAAUACUGGAUUCAGGAAAGGCCUUGCCCUUCCCUGAUGGAAUCCUCAUAAAUGGCCAGGGUCGGCCGGCCUUCAGGGGCGAUCAAGGGAAGACCUACAUGUUUAGGGUCUCGAAUGUUGGCUUGUCCACGUCGUUCAAUUUCAGAAUCCAAGGGCACAAAAUGAAGCUUGUCGAGGUUGAAGGGUCUCAUGUGCUUCAGAAUGUCUAUGACUCUCUUGAUAUUCAUGUUGGUCAAUCAGUGACCAUCCUCGUCACGUUGGAUCAAACUCCUAAAGACUACUACGUCGUGGCAUCAACGAGGUUCACAGAAGCCGUCCUCACUGCAGCUGGCGUCUUGCACUACUCCAACUCCCAGGCUCAAGUUUCCGGCCCUGUCCCAGCCGGUCCAACCAACGAGGUCGGAUGGUCUGUUGAUCAAGCUCGGUCUUACAGGUGGAAUCUUACCUCAAACGCAGCAAGGCCUAACCCUCAGGGUUCUUUCCAUUACGGAACAAUAACGCCAACGAGAACGAUUGUCCUCGCCAACACUGCACCUAUCAUCAACGGCAAGCAAAGAUACGCUGUCAACGGCAUCUCUUACAUCAACGCUGACACCCCCUUGAAGCUCGCUGAUCACUUCAACAUCCCGGGCGUUUUCAGCCUCAACUCCAUCCAGAGCUCUCCAUCCGGCAGUGGAGCCAGCCUAGGCACCUCCGUGUUGGGAACCUCCCUCCACGACUUCAUUGAAGUCGUCUUCCAGAACAAUGAGAACACCAUCCAAUCAUGGCACCUCGAUGGCUAUGACUUCUGGGUUGUCGGAUUCGGGGCGGGGCAGUGGACUCAAGCUAGCAGGAAGACCUACAAUCUCGUCGAUGCUUUGACCCGACACACCACGCAGGUGUAUCCGAGCUCUUGGACAGCGAUAUUAGUAUCGUUGGACAACCAGGGCAUGUGGAACUUGAGGUCGGCGAUGUGGGGACGGCAAUACCUCGGACAGCAACUGUAUCUCAGGGUUUACAACCCAACACAGAGCCUUGCCAAUGAGUAUGACAUGCCUAACAAUGCUCUGCUCUGCGGCAAAGCCGCCGGGCGAAGAAACCCUUAGCUUUUCUUCCCCUCGUUUGAAGCUUUUUAAGAGUGUUUUGAUGAGUUUUCCGGCCAUGAGAGGUUGGCUGCUAGCUAGUAUACCACAAACAGAAAAAGGUGACUCUUUUAUCUUCUUACAUAUGUAUAUUCAAACAUAGUAUUUAUGUAGUUUGGAUCAACUUUGUAGUGGCAGUUGGUUUGUUGGGUUUGUGUAAUGGACAUGAGUAAAAUCAUGUUGCUAGACCCCACUAUGGAGUGCUAUAUUUGUGUUAGGAUGCUUUAAUGAUUUUUCCCGAAUAUGGUUGAAAAUUAAAGUGUUUGCUUUAA
Salvia miltiorrhiza (redroot sage) is the source of this 2276-nucleotide messenger RNA. RefSeq names its product L-ascorbate oxidase homolog. The record is from RefSeq and is a predicted model, not a curated record. Bases 352 to 1968 code for a protein of 538 amino acids. Gene Ontology annotation, molecular function: copper ion binding; oxidoreductase activity. The transcript is spliced from 9 exons. NCBI's taxonomy places the organism in Eukaryota, Viridiplantae, Streptophyta, Magnoliopsida, Lamiales, Lamiaceae.